CUCAAGUGCGCGGGGGCUCGCCGGGCGCCUCUUCGCGGGCCGAGCGAGGCCUCUCCUCGGCGCGGCGUGGAGUGGGGUCGCCGGGCAGGCGCGGGCAGCCAGCGUCAGCUCCCGCCGCAGCCAUGGCCCUGCUGCAGCCAGCCCGGCUCCUGCUCGCUGCCGCGGCCCAGCGCCACCUCUGCCUGGCCCCCGGCGCGGCCAGAGCCAGCUCCUGGUGGUCUCAUGUGGAGAUGGGACCCCCUGAUCCUAUUUUGGGGGUGACUGAAGCCUUUAAACGAGACGCCAAUGCUAAGAAGAUGAACCUGGGUGUUGGGGCAUACCGGGAUGAUAACGGGAAGCCAUAUGUCCUGAACAGUGUUCGCAAAGCAGAGGCCCAGAUAGCUGCUAAGAAGAUGGACAAGGAGUACUUACCCAUUGCAGGGCUGGCGGAGUUCAAUAAGGCAUCAGCUGAGCUGGCACUGGGUGACACCAAUGAGGUUAUCAAGAAUGGCCGGUAUGUCACCGUACAGACGAUUUCUGGGACUGGGUCUCUAAGAGUUGGAGCCAGUUUCUUGCAACGAUUCUUCAAGUACAGCCGUGACGUGUAUCUGCCCAAACCAUCCUGGGGCAAUCACACCCCCAUUUUUAGGGAUGCUGGCAUGCAGCUGCAUGCCUAUCGCUACUAUGAUCCCAAGACCUGCGGCUUUGACUUCGCUGGAGCCUUGGAUGACAUUUCUAAAAUUCCUGAGCAGAGUGUCAUUCUCUUCCACGCGUGCGCUCACAACCCCACUGGUGUGGACCCCCGACCAGAGCAAUGGAAGGAGCUAGCUGCUGUGGUGAAGGAAAAAAAUCUCUUUGCAUUCUUUGACAUGGCGUACCAGGGCUUUGCCAGCGGGGAUAUAAACCGGGACUCUUGGGCUGUGCGUCAUUUUAUUGAGCAAGGCAUUAAUGUUGUUCUAUCUCAGUCCUACGCCAAGAACAUGGGCCUUUAUGGGGAGCGCGUGGGUGCCUUCUCAGUGAUCUGCAAGGAUGUGGAUGAGGCCAAGAGGGUGGAAUCCCAGCUAAAGAUCCUGAUCCGCCCCAUGUAUUCAAACCCACCCAUCAAUGGAGCUCGUAUUGCCUCCACCAUCCUGACGAGUCCCGACCUGCGGAAGGAAUGGCUGGAAGAGGUGAAGGGGAUGGCUGACCGAAUCAUUGACAUGCGCAACCAACUGGUGGCCAACCUCAAGAAAGAAGGCUCCUCCCACAACUGGCAACACAUCACUGACCAGAUCGGCAUGUUCUGUUACACAGGGCUGAAACCUGAACAGGUGGAGCGACUAACCAAGGAGUUCUCCAUAUACAUGACAAAAGAUGGCCGGAUCUCCAUGGCAGGGGUCACAUCUGGCAACGUGGGUUACCUAGCUCGUGCAGUACACCAGGUCAGCAAGUAAAUAUGGUGGAGCAGACGGCCUUCCCUUCAACGGUCUUUGGACUUUCUAAUGCAAGAAGAAGGAGAAAUGCAUUUGGGUCCUUGGGGCAAGCGGAAUAUUUACUUUCAACCACAGCACUUUGUCAUUUAAUGUAUCUCGUGUACAAGGCCGCAGCUAGCAGCAUCAACGCUUCGUAGCCAAAGCCACCUGACCUUUCUGAUGGGGAUGUCACUGGUUCCUGCUCCUCUCUUAAGCAGUAUCUUCUCGUGUUAUGCACCCUCUCCCCUACACAGGCACCCUUCAGGCUUUAAAUGUCUUGGCAGAACUACUGCAUGUAGAAUGAUGGAACUUGGACCAAGAGCACUGGGCGCCGAGUGGCGUCUCUGUGCCCAUCCAUUACUUGGGAGGGGAGAAGGCUUCAUAACAUAGUUCAGUUACUGUUUUUAAAUGAGCUAGAACAGGAUCAAGAUCCCGUCCUCCCACUCUCAAAGGAGAUCAAGUAAAGCAUCACUGCAUUCAUGUAAUCAGGGGAAACCUGUCCUUAUACAUUGUGGUGGGGAUAGAGCAAAAGCUUGAGCUGUGUGAGCCAGUGCAGCCCAAGUGUCCCUUUGUACAGCAUGUCUGCUUGUUUUGCUCCCGUCAUUCAAGGAAGGUCACUGAAGCUGCAAACUCUGUACGUAAUUGAAGGUUUUUAGAGUCUGCUCCUCAUGGGCAGCGGGUGGAGCCCCUAUUCAGGGAGCCUAGUCCCUAGCUCUGCCACUUCUGCCGCCACCCCCUUCUCCCCCAAUGGCUGGAGCCCUGAGCCCCCACACCCAGCCUGCUUGGAGGAGCCCCAGGUUAGUGUGUAUAGUGCAGUUUCUGCAUAAUAAGCACAAAUUUCCACCAUGAAACCCACAACCGGCGGCGUCCGCCAGCAGCAGCUGCACUACGGGAGGUUAAGCCUCCCCUUGCUUAUUAUACCCAUCACCCAUGCUGCUCCUCCAGAUUGGUAGGUGUAGGGGGAGUGAAUAUGGUAUACAAGUCUUGCUUGGAAAAACAGCUUUUGAUCAAGUGUCCUAGAAAACAGCUUGAGAUCCCAAAUAAUUAACCCUCAGCCUGGGUGGACUUGCAUCAGCAUCAAUUUUUAAAAUUGCUUCCUCCUUACCUGUCAGAGUGCUACAGAUGACUGCCUGUACCACCUUUACAGCAAUAGAAGCAUGAAAGGAGAGAGCGCUUUUCAGAGAGUGCGUGCAUGAGGGAUACUUACUACACAGUCACAAUCUGAAUGCCACUUCUGGGGUUGAUUUUGUCUCUAACAAUUGCAGAAAGAACACAAAGGGUCUGAAUUUGCUUCUGAACGAGUAAAACUGAAAAGCUUUAGGGAACUCCUGAUAUCAAAGCCUGAAUAAUUCCUGGCCUUUCUUUCUAAUCAGGAAUCUCAUCUCUGUUCAGAAAAAGUAGUGGUGCUGUUAGGGCAUGUAAGAUAGAUCAGUGCCUCUUUGGGGUUGUCGUUUCUCACUUUAAUCUUGUUUGGAAACAUGGCUUGCUUCAUUCUCUCCCUCGCAUGCCUCCCCAAUGCCAUUCACACAGAAGUACAGUGAUUCUUCCCACGCUAAGAUUCUACUCUGAAAACUGGCCCUUUCUUUUGCCUGACCUGAUAGUGGUGUAUACUCUCCUAUUCCAGCUACUAGAGUGACAACCAGUCUUAGCUGUUCCUCCACAGGGGGCUGGCUUCAAUUCCUUGUGCAUCAACAGACCUAAGUGGCCUGGAUUUGAGACUUAGUUAUAUCUGUGUAACCUCCUGAAGGCACAGGGGUUGUGCCCAGAUGUCAGGAGGGUAUACUUAAACAGAACUGUCAGCACUCAUGGUCGUAUGCAGGAAGGAAAGAUCCCAUUCUGAAGGACUGCUCAUUUAAAAAAAAAAAAAAAAGAAAACCUCUCUCCUUGUAAACUAAGAGUUGUCUCUUAGCAAUGAUCAAUAAACAUGGAACCCCAUGAUGUCUCUUCUUUCACAGUCACUCUUCAAAGUGGAAGUGGACUUUGAUAUUUAAUCUGGAAUAGACUCUCCUGCACACCACUGAACCCAUAUUGAUCAAUUCUGGCUUUCCAGUGUUUGUCAGCUGAAGCCAACUCUUAAGGCUGAGCCCCUCCCCAUUUUGUCUCUUCUUCCACAGUGUAUGUCAUCUUAUAACCAAUGAGCUGGGUUUCCAUAGUUCUCCCCCCACACACCCCAGUUUUAGAGGUUGAGACUGUAUUUUCAGCCUUGCAUUCAUAUCUCUUGGGCUUUGUUUAAAGCCCAUGGCUUCCCAUUGAUUAGAGAAAGAGUUACAUGGCUAAAACUCCAGUUCACUUAUUUAAAAAGUAAUUGGAACAGUUUGAAUGGAAAUUUGGUUUUAAGAGUUCAGCAGGCCUUAAAGCAAACACAACAAUGAAGCGUUUCCAUCGUGUCUGGCUGCAUGACAUUCUCCAUUGCUCAAGGUAGAGGCCUGAACGUGAGCAUACAUGAGGACACCUGCAAGGUACUGCUGCCACCUCUGAUCCCCAUAUGUGUUCUUUUUUUCCUACUCCUAGAUUAAGUGGUUCUAUCUCUUAUAACUGUCCAUGGGGAUCUUUCCUGUUUUAGUCCCUAGAGGGCUUCUUGCUGAUGGAUAGGCAGCUGUCACUUCUGUAGUUCCUUCCUACCACUGUUCCAUCCGGAACAACUGAGAAUACCCUGGUCUACCCUAAGCUGCAACCUGUGUACCUAGAAGUAAAGGAGGAUUCUAGCCAGUCUCAAGUAAAGAGAAGUCAAUUGCACUUCAAUGGCAGUAGUGAUAUAGAUGUCCUCCUGCGUGGGAGUUACUGAAGCCACCUGCCAAAGCCUUCGCUUCUCUCUGAUUCUCAGUGUGCAUCGGGUUAGGGAAUUACUUUUUUUGUGCUGUGGUUCUAAGCUUGUGUGUGCAUCCAGCUCUGAUCUUCACCUUUCUAGGCAAGCCGUCUGCCAUUGGCUAGUCAUUUAGGCCUUUAUGCAGCCUGUUCUCUGUGUUACAAUAAAACUACAGCUGGAGU
Dermochelys coriacea (leatherback sea turtle) is the source of this 4418-nucleotide messenger RNA. RefSeq names its product glutamic-oxaloacetic transaminase 2 (gene GOT2). Gene Ontology annotation, cellular component: mitochondrion. Lineage: Eukaryota; Metazoa; Chordata; Testudines; Dermochelyidae. Gene Ontology annotation, biological process: L-aspartate catabolic process; biosynthetic process. Gene Ontology annotation, molecular function: pyridoxal phosphate binding; L-aspartate:2-oxoglutarate transaminase activity. The transcript is spliced from 10 exons. Bases 123 to 1412 code for a protein of 429 amino acids. The record is from RefSeq and is a predicted model, not a curated record.